Messenger RNA from Cricetulus griseus (Chinese hamster), 1789 nucleotides. The record is from RefSeq and is a predicted model, not a curated record. NCBI's taxonomy places the organism in Eukaryota, Metazoa, Chordata, Mammalia, Rodentia, Cricetidae.
CCGGCGCGCAAUGCCACGGCAACCAGGAAAGGCAUACCCGGAAGCUUUGGCUCGCGGCGACCAGAGACACCAAAGAUCGUGUCCUGUCGGCGCAUCUUUAUUGAUUCCAGGUCCAUUUUUGACCAGAACAAAGCAGAUGAGGAACCGAGUCCAAGACAAUGGAAUGGCUAUCUGCUCAGGAGCCGGGCGACUCAGAAGAUCAAGGAGGCCCGGCCCAGACGGAUGUUUGUGCUACUCAGCUUUCUGACGAGAUCCUCAGGUCCUGUACUGAUGAGGUGCUGAGUUCUGGUUCCAUCGGCUCCUCCAGAGAGCAGCAAUCCUGUUUCCACACCUCUGAGAGCCCACUAGAGAGCGAGAAGGCAAGUACAAGUUCAGAAGAACGAGAGGAGCAGCCAGAACUUUCCGUCUUACAGAAGCUGAGUGAAAAGUGGAUCAACCACAUCAAGCUCAAAGAAAUUAAUUCCAAAAGAUACCAACUCGACAGUAGACUCCCAACAGAAACCCCUGGGGGAUCCGCCGAAGAACUGAAUGCCCUGCAGUCUUUUUGUACUAAUAAAGUAAACUUGAUCCACCAGAGAGAGGAUUCAGGAGCAAAGAAAAGUAGCAGACACAAAAGGCUGCAGCUUAGAGGGAUUGCAGAGACUUCACAGGAAGAUGCUUUCAGUUGUACUGUACCUGAUGCACUGUUGAACAGGGUCUAUUUGAAGAACACAAGGGCGACUCUAGCGCACAUAGGGGCUAUUAAGCAACAUGUUUCUUCGCAAUGUCCCAGUUGCAAUAGCAAAAGAGCAGAGCUGGCUCAGUCUGACUUCCUGAAACGAAGGAAGACUCUACUGGACUCGCUUCUACUCCAAGAGAAAAUCGACGAACACCUUCAUACUACAGACCUUCUCACCCGAGUUGGAGAAGCACAUCGUGGCCUCCCAAGGCUUUCAGAUGAUCCCAGGAUCAUCUGGGAGAGACUGACAGGGAAAAUUCAGACGGGAAGCUCUGGCUUUGGAAAGGCAGAUUCAAAGCAGGUGUAACUUGACUGUACAAGUACUCAACCACUUCUCAACCCACUUAUCCAACCAGAUAGGAGGCUCUGACUGCUAAUGAAGGUAUAUAAUGUGUCCUGGCAGGGGAUGGUGACUAUUAAUGAUUAAUAUUAACAAUGUGAUGUUCAUACAUGUUCCCUUUUCGUAUUUGAGUAAUUGCCAUCUUUUACAGAGGAAAUUUCGAAACCAAUGUAAGAUUUCCUUCUGCUUCCUUCACGGAGCUAAACAAUUCCAUUCAAUAGUUUUUUUUUUUUUUUUUCACACUAUGGAAGACAAUUGGAGUAGCUACAAAACCUUUAUAAUCUAGGAGAAAGAUAGAUAUUGGUAGUUUGGAGUGGUGGUUGACAGUGCAGAAAUAAAUAAACAGAUGUAAGACAGUUAGGAAGCAUGGCUGACUGGUUUUGUUGAUGCCGGGAUUUAAUAAAAACUAAACGUUAAAAGGGCACUAGAAUUCUGACUUGUCUACUUGAUACAUGAAAGAAUGGUAAUUUCAUUAAGACAAGAGACAAGUUUUGUCAAAUUCUUUUGACAAAAACUCUAGAGUCACCCAGGAAGAGGCAACAUUAGUUGAGGUAUUGCCUCUAUCACACUGGCUUAUGGGAAUGUGUAGAGAGCCCUCCCUGUAUUCUCUAUUACAAGAUGGCGCCUGCAUCCGGCAGGCACCGAAUGGUAAACAAGUUAAUGUCGGGGUCUCCACUCUGUAAGCUUAUGCUCUCCCUCUCAAGAUGCAUUAAAGCUUUACUGCAGAAGGA